Paramisgurnus dabryanus is the source of this 5160-nucleotide messenger RNA. RefSeq names its product synaptotagmin Ia (gene syt1a). Gene Ontology annotation, molecular function: calcium-dependent phospholipid binding; clathrin binding; calcium ion binding. Gene Ontology annotation, biological process: calcium ion-regulated exocytosis of neurotransmitter; synaptic vesicle endocytosis. Gene Ontology annotation, cellular component: exocytic vesicle; dense core granule; plasma membrane. NCBI's taxonomy places the organism in Eukaryota, Metazoa, Chordata, Actinopteri, Cypriniformes, Cobitidae. The record is from RefSeq and is a predicted model, not a curated record.
AGGGAUAGCACAUUGUACAUGCACACUGCAGGCUCAGCAAGGAAUUGCGACAACAGCAGCUCUCUCCCUCUCUCUCAUGCUCUUGCUCUCUCCACCUCUACCAGACGAGACUCCUCCUCUCCAUCUCUCUGUGACUCCCUCUCUCUUGCAUAUGAUCUGCUCUUCACUUCCCAGCUGAAGCAGGAGAUAACAGCAGGAUACACACAGUGAGCACAAAGGAAGAACCGGAGAAGAAAAGGACGAUACAGCUGCGCGGCCCGUAGAUCGGAAGAACACCGUUUCCUGUGACUUCAGUGAGAGCGUCUGAGGCCGGCCAUAGCAGCGAGCUACCGUGAGCUAAAGCUUCUGCCUGGCUGUGACAUCCAGAGAUGAGUCGAAGGGAGGCUCUGGUGGGGAACCCUGCGCCCAGCGCGGCGCCUGAGGUUCCGGGCAACAGCACAGAGGCGUCAGGGCCCGGUCCCCGUGAGACCAAAGAUGAGAUGUUCUCCAAAGUCAAAGACAAGUUCAUGAAUGAACUGCACAAAAUCCCACUGCCAUCAUGGGCCAUCGUCGCCAUUGCGUUCGUCGCUGUUGUACUAGUUGUUUCCUGCUGCUUCUGUGUCUGCAAAAAGUGGAUCUUCAAGAAGAAGAACAAGAAAAAGGGAAAAGACAAAGGCAAGAAUGCCAUCAACAUGAAGGACGUCAAAGACGGUAUCAAAACCGAGGCCUUUAAGGAUGAGGAUGAUGCUGAAACAGGGCUGACGGAUACAGAAAAAGAGGUGGAGCCAAAGGAGGACGAGAAACUUGGCAAAUUACAGUACUCCCUGGAUUACAAUUUCACAGAGAAUACGCUCAUAGUGGGGAUCAUUCAAGCAGCAGAGCUGCCCGCCAUGGAUAUGGGUGGCACAUCUGACCCAUACGUAAAGGUCUACCUUCUUCCAGACAAGAAGAAGAAAUUUGAGACCAAGGUCCACCGGAAGACACUGAACCCCGUUUUCAACGAGCAGUUCACCUUUAAGGUUCCAUACACUGAGCUGGGAGGAAAAACUCUGGUGAUGACAGUAUAUGAUUUCGAUCGCUUCUCUAAACACGAUGCUAUUGGAGACGUGAAGGUGACCAUGAAUAAAGUGGAUUUCAGUCAUGUGACUGAGGAAUGGAGGGACCUCCAAAGCGCUGAGAAAGAAGAGCAAGAGAAGCUAGGCGACAUCUGUUUUUCUCUACGGUACGUGCCGACUGCUGGCAAACUGACCGUGGUCGUUCUGGAGGCCAAAAACCUUAAGAAGAUGGAUGUUGGUGGCCUGUCAGAUCCCUACGUGAAGAUCCACCUGAUGCAGAACGGCAAGCGGCUGAAGAAGAAGAAAACGACAAUCAAAAAGAACACCCUCAACCCUUACUACAACGAGUCUUUCAGUUUCGAAGUGCCAUUCGAACAAAUCCAGAAAGUUCAAGUUGUUAUAACUGUUCUGGACUAUGACAAGAUUGGCAAGAACGAUGCCAUCGGCAAAGUGUUUGUGGGCUUAAACAGCUCAGGCACCGAGCUCCGUCAUUGGUCAGAUAUGCUGGCCAAUCCAAGGAGACCCAUCGCUCAAUGGCACGUGCUGAAGCCAGAAGAGGAAGUGGAUGCCCAGCUGUCUGCUCAGAAAAAAUAGACCCCCCCUCCAAACCUAUCCGUGUAGUGCUCUUUACCCAGUGCGUGUAAAUACCUCAGUGAUAAAAGGAUUCAUGCACCCUCACUUUUAAUUACAAAUCCGCCUUUUCGGUAUUUGGACGAGCCCCAUCCCCUCAAGAUGUCGUGCUGUUUUGUCGGUCCAUCAAUAAACUUUUCCCUCUCCGUUAUUGUUUCACUUCCAUCCACGACCUUAAAAUGCCCAACCAAAUGCCCCCUUCUUUUAAGCAAUAUGAUCUGUAUAGAUAGCGCAUGACUGGAGGAACUUAUUGUACCACAUGUGUAUAUAUCAGUAUGCAGACGAAACUGAUUUCUAGUUUGUGUGUUUGUACGUUGUUACCCGUUUCCUAAUCUGUGUAUAUCUCGAUGUUUUUAAUAAGAUGUUCUAUUUUAAAUUAUGUAAAUGGAGACAUAGAAGAGCCAAUAUUAUAUAUAUCUAACAGGAUUUAAGAAUUUUACCUUAUUGCAUUCCACUUAAAUAUGCGAUAUAUAUAUAUAUAUCUAUAUACAUAAAUAUUUACGAGUUAAAGAAUUUCAACCUGCAAGAUGCUAGUGGAGGUAAACUCACUUCGUGAAGGACGGUUUUACGCUUCGUGUUUACUUAGGGGAAAAAAGCAUUACCGAUAUAACGUAUAUACAACAUAAAAUACACGCAAAACACACAAGGCCAUUAACUAAUAUGGUUUCUAAAUAUAAUAUGCUGCUGGAAAUUAAACAAGCACAUGAUUUCGUAAAAACUUUUUGUACUAAAAUCGAGGACCUGUGCGCUUUGCUACUUUAUUCCAACAAUUUGUUACUUGACGAAAACCAAUCAGCCUUUUAAUUUGUAUUUUUCUUUUCACGCCAGCAGACCUACAUAUGCUGAUGCUGUUAAGUUUAAGUGAAACGGGUCCCCAGUUUGCUUCUUCAGUUUGAUUUAACUUCCUAAACCGAUUUGUCUCCUGAAAACUGACCAUUUAUGGACCAGUCAAAAGCUGUAGCCGUUGUGUCCUUGAAGCUUGUUUAACAAUGUUUCGUGCUUACUUUCACUUCACUUCUGUUUGAGGAUUUAUGGUUCAGCCUCCAAAAAUGAAAACCAGUCUAGCUUUAAGACUACUAUUUUUUAGAUUAAGUCGACGUCUGAAUAUUUUUGGUAACUGCAUGAUUUUUUUAACAAUCUUUGCUAAAGGCUGGGUAACGGGUAGGAGUUUUAUUUACACCGGGGCGUCUGUUUCAGAAGACGUCCUUGCCUUCAAUCAAAAGGUUCAAUCAAACGUUGAGGGAAGUGGUCGGUCCGACGUUGAUGGAGGAGCUUUUAAACACUGCCAUUUUUUUCAGGGAGGUACCAAAUGUACAUGAGCCCUCCCUCCAUGCACACUCCACUUAGUUAAUAGUGGUUGUAGCUUUGGUUCAUCGAGGAACUAUGUAUUUUGGCCACAAUGGUGCCCUAAACAGCAGUCUUUGCUUUUUGUUGCCUUCAAACAGUGACAAUAGAGUUAGCCAUGCUUAACUGCCAAUCCUUUUCCCCCCGUGGCUACUGUUUUGCACUGUACCAUCUCUAAAACGACAAUGUGUUGACUUUGUCUAGGACACCGGGUCGGAAACUGAGCUCAGCUUGCACAGUUUAUUCAAUCGGAAGCAACGAAGGCUGCCGACCAGUUUCGACGUCUUGGCCAAAUCUUUAACAAUAACCGUAAAAGUUAAUGGUCUGCACAGGUGAUUACGUUACAUUCUAAUGUCCUUUACUACGGGUCUAACAAGAGGCUAAAGAGAAGUUUAGUCCAUUAAAACCAUGAGUUAUCUUGGAGGAACCUCUUGUGUACACUAGAUGCUAGCUUGAGGAGUUACUACUGUAAGUGUUUUCAAUGUUACUAUGUAGGUGAUAGCGCUGUUACGUAAAAAGAAAAAGAAGAAAAAAGCUAUUCGUCAUUCCAUAGGAGUCUCUAAAGACUGCUUCGUGUCUCACUGUGACUGCGGUGUGUGCUUAGCGUUGUAGUUCUCAGUAGGUAGCGGCCACCUUGUACUAUAGUGACGUUGUGCUACCAUUCCUACCAUUACUAUUACAAAAGCAAGAGUGCGAAUGAUUUAACGAAAGCACGUCAGUCAAGCAGCAAGAAGAUUCCUGGGGCGUGCGGGUCGAUUCACACAGCGUUUUGUCGAGCACUGUGCAAUAUUUGUAUGUUCAUUCUUUAGUGUUGAAACAACAGUGGGGGAUAAAAAAAGAAAAAUACGCAAACCCUAUUUUCGGUAAAUCGUGUUCCAUUUUAGUCUAGUUACUACUGUAGGUCACAAGCACAUGAUGUGUAGUUUGGAGCUCAAGAUUAAGGAUUCCUCCGUUUCUUUUCCCCAUUGAAUUUUCCCGCACACAGAUCCAACCAUUCAAAUAUUCGGGUUAACAUAUAGGUCGUAACCCAGAUGAUUUAUAUAUAUAUACAGCAUAUAAAUAUAUAAAUAUAAAAAUCAGUACCCAUCCAAAAUAGGUGUAUAUAUUUUUAUAUUUGUCUUCAUUUCCUCAUUAUUGAGAAUCGUAUCUUGUUAUUGAAACUUCUAUGUUGUACUAUGAAUAUGAUUGGCUGUACCAUUUUGUUACCAUGACUAUUAUCUGGUUAUUGUUCCUUUAGUGCCCUAUCGACCACUAUCAUUUUAUAUUUAUUAUGGAAAUCAGAAUGUACAGUACGGACUGUGUGUUUCGUUUAAACUUUUUAUCGUGGGACCAAGUAUAGUUGGCACUUUCAUUUCAAUGUCGCAAUAAAUAUUGAUUCAUGUGUUGCUGAACAUGAUUUCUUACCCUGACUCCAAAACAUCUUUGACGUAUAAUCGCAACUACGGUACGAAUUAUUACUCGACUAAAACGACUCCUAUGUUAACUUACGUACUCUCAUUUAUAUCAGUAUCUAUAUUAUUAUACAAGGAUAAAAUGGAGUUUAUAAAUGUAACAAUCAUAUACGGUAAUAUCAUAUAGCAAAAAGGGUAUAAUUAAUAUAAUUUUAGAUGUCUACCCAUAAUAAAAAAAAAAACUAUGAGUACUGGAUGUAAAGUUAAAGACGGCAUUGCUUGCACUUUAGAGGUUUGUAAAGUAGUACGAAAAGCCAUUUUAGCCCCGCGAAGCAAUGCUGUCUUUUUCCGAAGCUUACCAAAGCACGCAAACAAACAGUUCUGACAAAUGCACCCAAUACUGUAACGAACCAUACUCUACGACGACAAAAAGCCACACUUAACCUGUGUAAAGAAUUAGAAUCGGAUGCUGUAGGGAAAUCCUAGUUGCCUUUGUGUAUAUCAACUGCCUGCUUGAGUAUUUUUCUGUGUGUGGAAAUUUUCUCUGUAAUCUUGUAGAACUGUUCGGGGUGUUUUUUCCUGCCAUACAGCUGGCUCGAGCGGCGAGCUGACAGUUAUAUUGCUGUGUAUACCUUCAUUUUUGAUGAGGUGUUUUACAAUUUUGUUUCACUUUGUGUAGUGAUUCACUCUGUGGAGUUUCUGACUGUUGUUAUAUAACUUCAUAUACACAAAUGUUCAAUAAAAAUGUUUUAUUUCCUGUU